This is a messenger RNA of Propithecus coquereli (Coquerel's sifaka), 2927 nucleotides long. RefSeq names its product adaptor-related protein complex 5, zeta 1 subunit (gene AP5Z1). The coding region runs from base 700 to 2847 and encodes 715 amino acids. Gene Ontology annotation, cellular component: AP-5 adaptor complex. NCBI's taxonomy places the organism in Eukaryota, Metazoa, Chordata, Mammalia, Primates, Indriidae. The transcript is spliced from 17 exons. The record is from RefSeq and is a predicted model, not a curated record.
GAAGCUCGGGGAAGGAGUGGGGAGUGUUUGGGGUGGGGGGUCCACGCAAAGGGGCAGAAGCAAGAGAAACAGGACUUGAUGGCUGGAGAAGGAAGGAGCAGCCGGGGCCAGGUAAGCGAUGUUAGGGUCCGUAGGGGUCUGGAUUUGAAAGCAGUGGGGAGCUAUUGAAGGGUUUGGCCUUUUAGAAAGAAGCCUGCAGUCGGGAGGAUCUGCUGCAGGGAAGUCAGUUGGGAUGAGGAGAGAUUCUGGAAAGAUUCCCAUUACGAUCGCAAGACGAAUGGGUAGCUUCUUCCUCAGUCUCGUUUGGUGAUUGUGGUUUCAACAUCAUUACCUUAGUUAGUCCUAGACCAGUCCUGUGUCCCUCUCUCCUUUCCUCACCGUGUGUGCCUGCUCUGUUGUCCGUAGGUGUCGGAACGUGGUUCUGGCCAGCUUAAGUAAGCCAGUGGAAACGAGGGGCACGGGAGGGAGAUCCAGGCCGAGGAGCUGAGGAAGUUCUGCUCCCGGGUCAGCAAGCUGCUGCGGGAGGAAGACUUGGGGCCCGACGCUGUCGACUGUCUGCGGAGGCUUUUCCUCAUUGUCUCGGCCACCAAGUAUAACCGGAGGCUGGACAAGACAUGCGUGGACCUGCUACAGGCCACCCUCUGCCUGCCCGUGUGCCCCGAGCCACUCCAGGUUCUCUGUGCCGCCAUCCUGAGAGAGAUGUCACCCUCCGACAGCUUGACCCUGUCCUGCGACCACACCCAGAGCACCCGACAGCUGAGCCUGGUGGCCUCUGUGCUCUUGGCCCAGGACGACAGAACAGAGGAGGUCAGAACCGUGGCCCAGCACAUCCUGAGAGCCCUGGAGAGCCGGCAGCCCGAGGGGCCCAGUCUCAGGCACCUCCUCCCCGUCAUAUCAAAGGUCGUGGGCCUCAGCCCAGGUGUCCUCCAGGAGGACCAGACCACCCUGCUCAGCAAGAGGCUCACUGACUGGCUCCGCUACGCCAGCGUCCAGCAAGGGCUCCCGCACUCCAGCGGCUUCUUCUCCACGGCCAGAGCCCGGCAGCCGGGCCCCAUCACCGAGGUGGACGGGGCGGUGGCCACAGACUUCUUCACGGUGCUGUCCACGGGCCACCACUUCACAGAGGACCAGUGGCUGAACGUGCAGGCCUUCUCCAUGCUGCGGGCCUGGCUGCAGCACAGCGGCCCCGAGGGCCCGGGUGCCCCAGACACAGACGACAAGUCGGAGCUGGAGGGCUCCACCCUGUCGGUGAUCUCUGCCACCUCUGCUGCCGGCCGCCUGCUGCCCCCCCGCGAGCGGCUGAGGGAGGUGGCCUUCGAGUACUGCCAGCGCCUCAUUGAGCAGAGCACCCGGCGAGCCCUGAGGAAGGGGGACUCCGACCUGCAGAAAGCCUGCUUGGUGGAGGCCGUGCUGGUCCUGGACGUGCUGUGCCGGCAGGACCCGUCCUUCCUCUACCGCACCCUGUCCUGCCUGAAGGCCCUGCACGGGCGGCUGAGUGGGGACCCGGCCUGCGUGCGGGUGCUGCUGCCUCUGGCCCGGUUCUUCCUGACGCACGGGGAGGCGGCCGCGGUGGACUCGGAAGCCGUGUACCAGCACCUGUUCACCAGGGUCCCAGCCGAGCUCUUUCACAGCCCCAUGCUGGCCUUCGAGUUCGUCCAAUUCUGCAGGGACAACCUCCACCUGUUCGGCGGGAACCUCAGCAUCCUCACGCUGAGCUUCCCCAACCUCUUUAAGUUCCUGGCCUGGAACAGCCCAGCACUCACCGCCGAGUUCGUGGCGCUUCUCCCAGCUCUGGUGGACGCCAGCACAGCCGUGGAGAUGCUGCACGCGCUGCUCGACCUGCCCUGCCUGACCGCGGCCCUGGACCUGCAGCUCAGGUCGUGGCCAGCUCCAUCCGAGAGGCCGCUUUGGGACACCUCCCUCAGGAGCCCCAGCUGCCUGGAGGCCUUCCGGGACCCACAGUUCCAGGGUCUCUUCCGGCACCUGCUGCGCCCCAAGGCCAGCGGCACCACAGAGAGGUUGGCACCACUCCACCAGCUGCUGCAGCCCAUGGCCAGCUGUGCCCGGGUGGCCCAGUGCGCUGAGGCUGUGCCCACCCUGCUCCACGCAUUCUUCUCAGCAGUUACCCAGAUCGCCAGUGGGGCCCUGACCAACCAGCUGGUGCUGCUGCUCCUGGAGAGGAGUGACUCACUUUACCGAGUCCCACAGUUCGAGGCCCGUGUGCACAGGGUGCUGAGCUCCCAGUUCCUGGCCCUGUGCAAGCUGAAGCCCUCGCUGGUGGUGGAGCUGGCGAGACACCUCCUGGAGUUCCUGGGCAGUGUGAGCGGUGUCCACAGCCGAGCGAGCAUGGUCACCGGCGUGGUGUGGGCUGUUGGCGAAUACCUGUCGGUGACCUAUGACCGGAGGUGCACCGUGGAGCAGAUCAACAAGUUCUUCGAAGCCUUGGAGGCCCUGCUGUUCGAGGUCACCCAGUCCCGCCCCUCUGCUGCCCUGCCCAAGUGUCCACCGCAGGUUGUCACCGUGCUUAUGACCACACUGACCAAGCUGGCCUCCCGGAGCCAAGACCUGAUCCCCAGGGUGUCUCUGUUGCUGUCAAAGAUGAGGACACUGGCCCAGAGCCCUGCUGCCAGCUCCCCGCACGGUGAUGAGGGGGCAGAGGCCAUCCACACCCGGGCCACAGAGCUGCUGAACCUCCUGAAGAUGCCUAGCGUGGCCCAGUUCGUGCUCACACCGAGCACGGAGGUGUGCAGCCCCCGCUAUCACCGCGACGUCAACACAGCCCUGCCCCUCGCCCUGCGCACGGUCAGCCGGCUGGUGGAGAAGGAGGCCGGCCUCCUGCCAGGGUGAAGGGACAGUGACCAGGUGGAUGCCGGCCGCAGACUAAGCGCCUGGGGCACCAGCCUGGUAUUGGGGCCAUACCGCCUGCU